Molecule: messenger RNA, 734 nt
Organism: Cladocopium goreaui
Lineage: Eukaryota; Dinophyceae; Suessiales; Symbiodiniaceae
Source: the annotation of a GenBank genome assembly
UUCCGAAGAUUUGGGCUCAGAGCAAUUAUGUAGAAGAGCCACCUUUUUUGCGUGGGAUUCGGCCAUGGAAUGGGAAUGAAGUGGGCAAGGUGGAUGGCAAGCCUGAGCAACCGAAAGACUACCCAACGUGAAAGCUGGAGCGAUCGGUCCAGUGUCGAGUCGUCAGACUUGUUCGAGAACUACCCAGGCAAGUCAGCCACCAGCUCAUCCAUCAGCAAACCCUUUGAUCAAUCGGUUGCAGGGCCCAGCAACUCGGGCCAUUGGACGGAAACCGAGGUGAUCCUACAGUCCUUGCCGACUUACGCAGGACGUUUGCCUUGCAACAUCUGUUUGUUUUUCAGAUCGCCCUAUGGGUGCCUGAAAGGGAGUGAAUGCUCUUUCUGCCAUCACUUACAAAAUGAGCAGGGUGGCCAACCAGCCAGACCCCGGAAGUUCAGACGUGAUCGGUGCAAGAGCAACGUGCAGCAGCAGUUGGAGAUGUUGACAGCGGACCAGGGGCCAUGUGAAGUCAUCAACGCUAUCCAAGCGGAGGCGCAGAGAAGCAAAUACUCCCGGACUCUGUGCCAAAACUUGCUAGACGACUGGCUUUUUUCACAUGGGGAUGUUCGCACCUGCUUAGCACAAAACACUGUUGCACGAACUGCGAGGGAACGUGAGCACCAAGAUCAUAGCUGCCGUGCAUCGUUGCGAUUUUCGGUGUAGCUGGCCGCCGUUUAAGCAUCCACUUUUUUCCC